Messenger RNA from Babesia microti strain RI, 2979 nucleotides. Its product is annotated as Cation transporting ATPase C-terminus. The transcript has 4 exons. Gene Ontology annotation, molecular function: ATP hydrolysis activity; ATP binding; P-type calcium transporter activity. Lineage: Eukaryota; Apicomplexa; Aconoidasida; Piroplasmida; Babesiidae. The record is from RefSeq and is a predicted model, not a curated record. Gene Ontology annotation, biological process: intracellular calcium ion homeostasis; calcium ion transmembrane transport. Bases 1 to 2979 code for a protein of 992 amino acids. Gene Ontology annotation, cellular component: membrane.
AUGGAGUUGCCAUCUUGUCCACACACCCUAAGUGUAGAGGAUAUUCUUGAUAAGUUUUCCGUGGAUAUUGGCCAGGGUCUCUCUCAGAAACAAGUUAGUGAGAGGAGGGAAAAAUAUGGUUAUCAUGUGUUGCAUCAAUCUAAGGGUUUGUCGCUCUAUGAACUUAUAUAUGCUCAGUUUGAGGAUUUGUUGGUGAGGAUUCUUUUGGGUGCAGCAGUAUUUUCAUUUGUGCUAACGCUGCUAGAGGGGGAGGGUGGCGGUGUAUCAGCCUACGUAGAGCCUAUAGUGAUAAUGGUGAUACUAGUGUUGAACGCUUUCAUUGGUGUGUGGCAGGAAUGUGAUGCUGAGAAAGCAUUGGAUGCCUUGAAGAAGUUGCAACCACAGAAUGCCAAAUGUUUGCGCGAAGGCAAAUGGCAAAUGCUAGAGACUAGUGAACUGGUGCCAGGGGACAUCGUAUCCGUAGUGGGUGGUAACAAAGUACCUGCUGACUGCAGGCUAAUUAAGGUCUACUCUACAUGUUUUUCUGUGGAGCAAUCGCAGCUAACGGGUGAGUCCGCGUUGUGUUCAAAGCAUGCUAAUGCUCUGGGGAAGGGCAUGGAGGAAUGUGAGAUUCAGGAACGAAAGAACAUGAUUUACAGUUCUACAACUGUUUCUGUGGGUAAUGCACUUGCGAUUGUUACGGCAACUGGUAUGUCCACUGAGAUUGGCAAUAUACAAUCAGCUGUUAUGGAGGCGGCUGCUGAGAAAGAUUCCACUCCAUUGCAAGAGAAACUUGAUGAAUUUGGUGCUUUUCUAUCCAAAAUAAUAUCGGUGAUAUGUGUGCUGGUGUGGGUUAUAAACUUUAGGAACUUCUCGGAUCCUGUACAUGGAAGUUUUCUCGGUGGCGCAAUAUAUUACUUCAAAAUUGCUAUUUCUCUCGCAGUGGCCGCUAUACCUGAGGGGUUACCUGCGGUAAUUACAACCUGUUUGGCGCUUGGAACUAGGAAAAUGGCAAAACAGAAUGCCAUAGUGCGCAAAUUAUCUUCUGUUGAAACUUUAGGGUGCACAACUGUGAUAUGUUCAGAUAAAACUGGGACACUCACCACCAAUGUUAUGUCUGUGAGAACAGCAAUUAGGAUUGAUGAUGGUGACCGUGUUAUAAAGUCUAAAGAGGGUGAAAAAUUGGAUGCUAGAUAUGCUAAGUUGAUAAAAUGUGCUGUGCUGUGCAAUAAUUGUGAUAAGGAAGAAGGAAGUGGUGAAGAAGUUAUCUAUUUUGGCGAGCCCACCGAAAGGGCGCUGAUUAUUCUGGCUCAAAAAAAUGGCAUGAGACUGGAAUAUGGUGAGAGUAGGUUGGCUGAACUGGAGUUUGCACGGGAUAGAAAGAUGAUGUCCACCAUCAACAAGACUGCAGAGGGCAAACAGAUAAUCUACUCUAAGGGCGCGCCGGAAAGUAUACUGGACCGCUGCACUCAUUAUUUGUGUGGAGAUCGCGUAGAAAAGUUGACUGCUCAGAUCAAAUCUAAACUACAUGAGGAGGUGGAUAUAAUGGCUAAAUCGGCCCUACGUACCCUGGCAUUUGCUGAGAAGACGGACGGUGGAGAUUAUUAUGCCAUGUAUACUGAAGGGAUGAAAAGCUCUGAGAACAGCGAAGACAGUCCCGCCUACUUUGCCAAGAUAGAAUGUGGACUCACUUUUUUGGGCAUGGUUGGAAUCCAUGAUCCCCCUAGGAAGGGUGUAAAAGAAGCUAUUGAGAUUUGCAGGAAUGCGGGCAUUAAAGUAAUCAUGAUUACCGGUGACAACAAGCUAACAGCUGAGGCUAUUGCUAAGUCAGUCAAUAUCCCAUUCACCAACAGCUUCACUGGCAAAGAGUUUGAAUCGUUGCCACACGCUGAGAAGGAGAGGGUUCUGAUGGGAAACCCAAUCUUUUCUCGCACUGAACCCAAGCACAAACAGUACAUAGUGUCUAUACUCAAAUCAUUAGGCGAAACAGUUGCCAUGACUGGGGACGGAGUGAAUGAUGCACCAGCGCUUAAGCAGGCUGACAUAGGUAUCUCAAUGGGCAUAAGUGGCACAGAGGUAGCCAAGGAAGCCUCCGAUAUGAUUUUGGCUGAUGACAAUUUUAGCACGAUAGUAUCGGCCGUGCAGGAGGGCAGAUGUAUAUAUAACAACAUGAAGGCCUUCAUACGCUAUUUGAUAUCUAGCAAUGUGGGAGAGGUGGUAUCCAUAUUUCUAACCGCUGCUCUCGGUAUCCCUGAUAGUCUAGUACCUGUGCAGUUGCUUUGGGUCAAUCUGGUGACCGAUGGCCCUCCAGCAACUGCCUUGGGUUUCAAUCCUCCCGAUCCUUUCGUCAUGUCCAAACCGCCAAGGGGAAGAAACGAGAAGCUCAUCGGUAUAUGGACCAUGAUCAGGUACCUCGUGGUUGGGAUCUAUGUUGGUAUAUCCACUGUAGGUAUAUUCGUCCAAUGGUAUAUAUAUGGCAUAAGCCCGAACGAUAGCAACACCCUUGUCAGUUUCUAUCAGUUAGCCAAUUGGAGCGAGUGUAGAAGCUGGAAUGAUUUUUCUCCGAAUACCAUCCCUUACAUGACCAAUGACCCCUGCUCAUACUUUACUCAGGGGAAGAACAAGGCGUCUACAUUGUCGCUAACAGUGCUGGUGAUUACAGAGAUGCUCAACGCCUGUAAUGCUCUAUCAAACCAAACAUCACUGAUUUCCAUGCCUCCUUGGACCAACCCCUACCUUGUGAUGGCCGUGAUGUCGUCCAUUGCAAUCCAUUGCCUUGUCUUAUACACCCCCCCAUUGGCACGUAUUUUUGGCGUUGUUCCUCUUGACAUUUAUGAUUGGAUUGCUGUCUUUUGGUGGUCCUUUCCGGUAGUGUUAAUCGAUGAAUUGCUGAAAUUUAUUUCAAGGAAUUCCUGGAGCGGUCAUAUCGAACAUGCAAUAGAGGGAGCCUUAGCCAGGUUUUCAAUUGGCUACGUCACAUAUGAUAAGAAGGACGAUUGA